Molecule: messenger RNA, 1530 nt
Organism: Raphanus sativus (radish)
Lineage: Eukaryota; Viridiplantae; Streptophyta; Magnoliopsida; Brassicales; Brassicaceae
Product: kinesin-like protein KIN-4C
Exons: 8
Coding region: 238-1530 (430 amino acids)
Biological process (GO): mitotic spindle organization; microtubule-based movement
Molecular function (GO): microtubule binding; microtubule motor activity; ATP binding
Source: RefSeq, a predicted model, not a curated record
UAAACAUAGGUUUUGUAAGAGAGGGAAAAAUAUAAGGAAUUCGAAACCUGUUCAUCUUCAUCCUUUCUUGUACUGUUCACUCCUCAGCAUCUCUCUCUCUCUCUCUCUCUCUCUCACUGUACGCGCAUAGACGCUCCUCAUCUAGAUCGAUCGGCUCUGUUAACGUCUCCAUCUCGAUUGCUCGACCAAGUUUCUCUCUCGCAAUCUCUUCUACAAGGAAUCGCCUGAGCUCUAUAGAUGAAGAGCACCGAACCAGUUAGGGUUGCCGUCAACAUACGGCCCUUGCUUACGUCGGAGGGAUGCACCGAUUGCAUCACCGUCACACCUGAUGAGCCACAGGUUCACAUAGGAUCUCAUACUUUUACGUAUGAUCUCGUAUUUGGAAACAAUGGCUUACCUUUUUCAGAGAUCUACCACCGAUGUGUUGCUCCUCUUGUGGAAGAUCUCUUCAAGGGGUACAAUGCAACGAUUCUUGCUUACGGACAGACUGCUUCAGGUAAAUCAUACACCAUGGGCACUAACUGUGGAGCAGAUGGUGGUGGCAUUAUACCAAAAGUGAUGGAAGAUGUCUUUACUAGAGUGGAGGCAGUCAAAUCUCAGAUACGAAUAUCUUUCCUUGAGAUUUAUAAUGAAGAGAUUUACGAUUUGCUUGCUGCCUCAAAACCGUCGAGAGCUCCAAUUAGAAUCAGAGAAACUAAUAGUGGAGAGAUAACUUUGCAAGGCGUAACUGAGGUACAAGUGAAGACUAAAGAGGAGAUGAGCUCGUAUCUAGCACGAGGCUCUUCCACUCGUGCUACUGGCAUCACAAACAUGAAUAUACAAUCAAGCCGUUCACAUGCUAUCUUCACAAUAUCUGUGAAAAUCACAACAGCUGAAGAAACAUUGUGUGCAAAGAUUCGUCUAGUUGACUUAGCAGGGUCAGAGCGUGCCAACCGAACAGGAGCUGACGGGAUACGAUUAAAAGAAGGCCGCCACAUCAACAGUAGUCUUCUAGCGCUUGGGAAUGUGAUCAAGAUACUAGGAGGAAAUGAGAGAAAUAAAAAGAAAGGAGUAUGUCACAUUCCUUACCGUGUUAGCAAGUUAACUCGCUUGCUUCAGGAUUCUCUUGGAGGCAAUAGCAAAACCGUGAUGAUUGCUUGUGUAAGUCCAGCUAUUACAGAUGUUGAAGAGACACUGAGUACGCUGAGAUAUGCAAAUUAUGCUCGCAACAUUAAGAAUAAAGCAGUGGUACAAAAGCAGAAGCCGUCUACACCAUGCUUUGAUGCUAUGGUGAAGGAGCUCACACCAUCAAAUUCGGAUGCAAAGAACAAAACAGUGGUACAGAAGCAUACGCCAUCCUCUGAUUAUGAUGCUAUGGUCAAGGAGCUCACACCAUCACCAUCAAAAUCGGAGUCUUUGCCGGUCUAUGACAAGAUGUGUAUGAUAAGGAGGAUGUGUUCCAAGCUUUUUCUGAGCUUAAGAUCCCAUGGACUUCCCAAGCAGCUAGGUUUGAUGAUCUUUUUGCCUCCACCUCAUCACCUUCAGAGCUGA